Molecule: messenger RNA, 3225 nt
Organism: Sinocyclocheilus anshuiensis
Lineage: Eukaryota; Metazoa; Chordata; Actinopteri; Cypriniformes; Cyprinidae
Gene: tlcd2
Product: TLC domain containing 2
Exons: 4
Coding region: 372-1106 (244 amino acids)
Biological process (GO): phospholipid homeostasis; membrane assembly; regulation of membrane lipid distribution
Cellular component (GO): plasma membrane
Source: RefSeq, a predicted model, not a curated record
GGAGAAAAAGUUACACAAGCGUCAGGAUUUUGUAACGCACACAUUAGCUACUAUUUAAUUGUUGCCACUCGUAAUUGAGCCACCAGUGUCUUCUUAGCUUUACAUCGGACUGAACAAACCGAGCGCUGAAACAAAGAGCUUUGUUUUUUUAUUAACAAAGAUAGAAUAAUCGAGCAAUUUUUGAAUUAUACAAGGACUACCAACAGUCGUAUAUGUUUGGAUUACUGAAAGUGAAAUGAAAUAAAUACAAGCAACCGGGAUGCAUUUUUUCAUUAAAUAACAGAUAAAACGCGUGACGGGUUAAGGUCUAGACGGGCGCGAGAGAUUUGGGUAACGUUAGUGAUAACAAGACAGAAGCGCGCGCUUAAAAUAUGGAGUUGAAUUCAGUGAUUUUGACCACUGGAUCUUCGGUAGGUUUUUUCAAAUUAGUCAACUAUGGAGUCGGCAAACUUCCCAUCCCCGAGACAGCUCAGAGGAACGUUUGGAAAUGGAAAAACAUCUCCACGUCUUUCGUGCACAGCCUCCUAACUGGAGUGUGGUCUGUGCUUUGUUUUUGCAUACAUCCCCAGAUGGCUGAGGAUUUGAUAGAAACAUACUCCGUUUUCUCUCACGCCUUGGUAUCUGUAUCAAUCGGGUACUUUAUAUAUGACUUCUUUGAUAUGGUUAUCAACCAGAAGAUCAGUCAUUCAUGGGAGCUCCUUUUCCACCAUGUAGUGGUGAUCACCUGUUUCGGGAUCUCUGUGUUGACCUGUCGGUAUGUGGGUUUUGCCGUGGUGGCUCUGUUGGUGGAGAUCAAUUCAAUCUUUCUGCACCUGAGGCAAGUGCUCUGCAUGGCCAGCUUGGCCAAAAGUACAUUUUACCGUGUCAACAGCAUGAUAAACCUGGGCACCUAUGUAGUGUUUCGCAUCAACACUCUGGCCUGGAUGACCCGCUGGCUGGUGCUCAAUCGUGACCUCGUCCCCCUGAUCAGCUACACCAUCGGCAGCGUGGGUCUGGCCAUCAUGACCGUCAUGAACAUUGUGUUGUUUUACCGCCUGAUGAGAAGUGACUUCAUGAAGUCCAGCCGUGAGAAGGAGGCGAGGAAAGACAAGGAGAAAGAAAUGUAGGAAGAGGACUCUUCCCACUCCAGCUUCAGCUCCAACCAAAUCCGCUCUCUUCGCCACCAUUCCCAGACUUUGGGGGAAAAAGUUCCUUUCAACCUGCUGACUUCAUUCCUGUAACACCUGAUCGUCGACUAGAUCAAAGUUUAGUCAUUUUAAAGACCUCAAGCUGUGCUAAGAUUAGGAUGGCUGUUGUCACAGGUUUACAGUUGUCUGACAUGGAUGACAUAUAUUUACACAUGCAACCUUAUGCUCAAAUACUCCUGCAUGAUUUAUACAAUGACUCAAAAUGUUAUAAGUUCUAAUGAACUUGAUCUGUUUACCUUUUAUCAAAACAUAUGCUACCCCAUGUAAUGUAUACAUUAUCUAUUAUAUGUAAGCAAAUAUUCUGCUCAAAUAGGAACUGCAUAUGUGGGAUUUAAAAAAAAUGGGGGGAAAAAAUAUAUAUACAAAGUUUGUCUACUUAAUGAGCUUGUAGCAGUAUCAUCCUAAUUCUAUAUCAUUUUUAAAUGGGCAGUUCGCUCAAAUUAAAAAGUUCUUUCCUCUGUGGAACACAACAGGAGACGUUUUGUUCAAUGUUCUCGCUGCUCUUUUCCGUACAAUGUAAGUGAAUGGUGACCGGGACUGUCAUGUUCCAUAAACAACAUAAAAGUACUGUAACUUCUGAAGCCAUAUGACAGAUAUUUCAAUUUUGGGUGAACUGUCUCUUUAAAUCUGAUGGAAUUCCAUUAGAGAUUGUUUUUAGCUUAAAUUCUCUGUACUGACUAGUGAUAAUGAAUGAAAUCACCGUGGACAGGAUGUGCCCAGUGUUCACUACUGGAUGGGGUCGGAUUUAAUUCGCUAAACAUGACUGUAGUUUUACAUUGUGGAUGAAUAACACUAUUCUCGAUUGAUCUGUUGCCCUUUAAGUGGAGAAUCUGAAUCUCGAUGCUGGAGUCUUCACAGCGGCUAUCAGGAAAACACUCCUGCUCUUUCUUACAAUGAAACGGAACAAUGCAUGUGAGGUCUGAGAUCUGACAGGACUGUGAUUGCACAAAUCAUGCCUGUAGGUGGCACUACACACACACACACACAACAGAGACCUCAUGUUAGCUUAUGCUAAUACUUAGUCUAUAGAGAGGCUAUGAUUAAAGUAGUACUUAUAUUGCUUUAAAUGAGCUGAAAUCUUUUUCUUUUUUUUAAUAAAGCUUUGUAAUUUUGUUUUAUUUUGUAUAUUUGUAAUUUAUUUGUACUUAAUAUCAUUGAUUGUUAUGGUUGGAGGCAAACUGCAAAAAAAAAAAAAGCAAAGAGCAAAAUGAAUGUUGUGAUUUUGUUGGUGAUUAACAAAGAACGGUCUUAGUCAGAUGCACUAAAGGCAUUGAUUUGUUUAGCCUUAUUUUUAUAUACUUAGUGCCAUUGAGAUUGUAGAAUGAAUUCUGAUUAUUAUUGAAUUAUAGGCAAGAGUGGCUUGUCUGUCCGGUGGGAAAGUUGACGCACUGUAACCGCAUGUAGCAUCACCGACUUGUGCCACAAAACUAGUUUUUCAAAGUUUAUUCAUAAUGUUUAAUUAAGUUUUAAUCUGGUGUACUCCUUCCUUAUUUUUACUGUUUGUAAGAGUGAUUAAUAAUUAAGGAAGUAAAAAGUUGAAAGCAAGUGAAAUAUAGAAAAAUAAACGUGCACUGAAAUUUUUUUUUACUGUUGGCAGCUUCAUAUUGAGUCUAUGUGCUUGAAUAUGUGCUUCCUUAAUGAAGUAACCGGUAUCUGUAUUUAAAUGUAUUUAAAAAAGAAAAAUGUGUAUUUUAGUUUUUGAGAGAAAACCAAUGUGAUUUCAAAGAUUUCAGCUAUGCGGUUGUCCUUCACUUGAGAGUGCAAUUCUGUACUGUGUUUGAAAGAUAAACUACUGUUGUAUUGUGGAUCUGAUUUUUUGAGCAUAGUGUUGCAGUGUUUUCCAAAGCCAUAAUUAAAAAGAAAAAAAAUCACGGCUGGAAAAAGAUAGAUAUACGUAUAUGCCCAUUCCCCCAGGAGAGCACAACAAAAAGAAAACAGUCUUUUCCUUUUGCUUUUCCUUUCUUUUUUUUUAACCCUUGCUGUUUUAGUUAGCCUAAUCAUAUAAGUUUUAAACAGUUGUAUCUAAAAUGUAUAUAGC